AUGACAACGCCGUCCUUCCUAACCCCCGAUCUAAACGAUGGGGCAGAGGCAGACCAAGCGUCCAACCCCCUCUACCUAACAAUCCGCUUCUCAGCCUCAAUAGCCGAUCUCCCCCUCGACGUUCUAUACCCCGAGACCACCACCGCAGCUGGCCUGAAACAAUUAGUUCGCACUCGUCUCCCUCCGAACCUCUCCUCCCACCGUCUUCGUCUUAUCUACGCCGGCCGUGGCCUCGAAGAUACCGUCGCUCUCGCUACGUCCCUGAAAUUGCCCCCGUCGCCGGCUCGUUCGCCCAGGGUGCUCCCGAAUCAUGAUGACUCCGAUACUACUCCCCUCGACCCUAAAGGCAAGGGCAAGGCGCCCGUUCGUGACCCGCCCCGUCUCUAUAUCCACUGCUCAAUCGGCGAUAUCGUCCUCUCGGCGACGGACCUAGUCGCCGAAGCAGCUGCGUCGUCGACGCUGCAGCAGCAGCAACAAGAAUCGGAGAAAGAUGGUUCAUCUGCGCAGCGUUCGGGGCUGUAUACCACACACCAGCAGCAGCAGAGACAGUGGCAACAACCCCACGGGUCCACUACGACACCCGCGCCUCGUGGCUUCGACCGGCUGCUCUCGGCGGGGUUUACGGCGGCGGAGGUCACGGCGCUGCGGUCGCAGUUCAUGGCGAUUCAAUCCGUGUCGCGAACGCCAGAUACGAUGCCCAGCGGGGCAGAGCUGCGUGAGCUCGAGGACCGAUGGAUGGACGAGGGUUCGUCGUCCAUGACGGCUGGGGCGGAAGGUGGGGGAGGAACGGCGCUGGCGGACGACGACGAUGGUGGGUUCGGGGCGGGCUCUCGAGGCGCAAUGGAUGAUAUGCUGUGGGGGGCGGUGAUGGGGUUCUUUUGGCCGGUGGGGUGUGCGAUGUGGUUGCGACGAGAGGAGGGGGUUUGGAGCUGGCGGAAAGGGUUGGCGGUGUUUGUUGGGGUGGUGGUGAAUGUUGCGUUCGGGGCAAUGCGGAUGAUGAAUUGA
Molecule: messenger RNA, 1005 nt
Organism: Aspergillus affinis
Lineage: Eukaryota; Fungi; Ascomycota; Eurotiomycetes; Eurotiales; Aspergillaceae
Product: DSC3 family protein
Exons: 1
Coding region: 1-1005 (334 amino acids)
Biological process (GO): protein processing
Cellular component (GO): Dsc E3 ubiquitin ligase complex; endoplasmic reticulum
Molecular function (GO): protein binding
Source: RefSeq, a predicted model, not a curated record